CACCAUUUUUCAGUUUUCACCCUAAACUACAUAGUCCAACACUCACUUCUUUUACUACAAACUCCGAUUCUCUCCCCGCCGGAAUCUCAAGAAAACCACCGUGCAAUGGCGGCGCGUUUACUCCUCUCUCUAACGCUCCUCCUUCUUCUCCCGCCGCCGACUCUCUCCGCCACCAUUGCCCCCACUAAACCGCCCUCUGCGGCUCCCAAACCGCCACAAUCCUCUUCUUCUCCGGCGGCGAUUUCCUCUUCCACACUUGACCCUAAGCAGCUGAGAGCUCUGCAAUCUUUGAGUGUUCCUACCUCCAAGGAUCCCUGCUCGCCCCUCCACAACUCCACCACCGUCUGCGACGGCUCCGCGCCCUUCCGCCACCUCGUCUCCCUCAAGAUCGCUAAUUGCUCCGACGAUGUUGCAUUGUCGCUUACAGCCCUCAAAUCGUUGUCUACUUUGAAGGAUUUGGAGUUCCUGGACUGCCCCAUUUCCCCCAUCCGCUUCCCCUCCGAGCUGGCGUCGAAUCUCCGGUCAUUCACCGCCAUUAACAGCCUCAAGAAGCUCACCGGAGUCUGGCUUAGCCGCCUCCAAAACCUCACCGACUUAACGGUCUCUCACGUCUCCAUCACCGCCAGCGGCCCUUCCAUUAUCCUUAAUAGCAUCAAAAACCUGAGAACCGUCACCGUUUCUCACGCGAAUCUCACGGGGUUUCUCCCCAAACAUUGGCACCCGAAUCUCUCCUAUGUCGAUCUGUCCGGGAAUAAGCUCAAAGGGAAAAUCCCUCCCAUGCUAACCGAGCUGGAAAAUCUUGUGUUCUUGAAUCUUUCCUAUAAUUCACUCAAUGGCUCAAUCCCCACUACCUUUGGGGACUUAACCUCGCUAAAAAACGUGUCUUUAUCUUCAAAUUCUCUCUCAGGACCAAUCCCGGAUUCAUUAGCCGCCAUUCCCGACCUUGUUCAUCUUGAUCUGGGCUCUAACCAGCUCAACGGGACAAUCCCAAAAUUCAUCUCAGAUUUCAAGGCUCUCAAGUACUUGAAUCUUGAAAAGAACAACUUCAAAGGGAUUUUGCCCUUCAACGCCUCUUUCAUCAAGAAACUAGCCGUCCUCAAGAUCGGCGAAAACUCCAAUCUUUGCUACAACCACUCUACAUUGUCUUCGAAGCUCAAGCUCGGGAUUGCCCCCUGCGAUAAGCACGGGCUGCCUAUGUCGCCGCCGGCGUCUUCCGGUGCCAUUGCGAGCGACAGCAGCGACGAGGAUUACGAUGAUGAUGACGACGAUGAACCUCGGCACCAUAGCCAUGGCCCAAGUAAGGUUGUUCUUGGCAUUGCAAUUACGCUGUCGUUGAUCGUCUUCUUGAUUAUUUUCCUAGUUCUGUUGUCCAAAUGCUGUAAAUGAGGUAAAUUAAUCGCUUUUUCUUUCGUUUAGAUUAGGAAAAUUUUCUUUAUUGCCACUGAGAUUUGUUUAAUUGAUUAUUAUACAUUUAAGAAGAAGAGAGGGUACGGUACAAGGAGAUUGAUACAAAGCAGCAGUAAUUUUUCCUGAGAGAGAUUAAUUUCUGCUUGAAAUAUUGGAAAUGAUUGUUUUAUUUUACUGGAAAUAUAUUAUAUCUUUUGCUUA
Ipomoea nil (Japanese morning glory) is the source of this 1608-nucleotide messenger RNA. Its product is annotated as receptor-like protein 51. The record is from RefSeq and is a predicted model, not a curated record. Gene Ontology annotation, molecular function: protein binding. NCBI's taxonomy places the organism in Eukaryota, Viridiplantae, Streptophyta, Magnoliopsida, Solanales, Convolvulaceae. The transcript has a single exon. Bases 106 to 1386 code for a protein of 426 amino acids.